Molecule: messenger RNA, 1599 nt
Organism: Penicillium lagena
Lineage: Eukaryota; Fungi; Ascomycota; Eurotiomycetes; Eurotiales; Aspergillaceae
Exons: 1
Coding region: 1-1599 (532 amino acids)
Source: RefSeq, a predicted model, not a curated record
AUGACUACUGCUCCUCGUUCUUCCCGACGGGCCGUCCUUUCUUCACGUGCAAGUGAUCGCAAGCGCUCUUACUCUCUCUACCCAUCUGGGUACAGUAAGGAGCAACUUGACCACUGGUAUGGUAGGGACAAGCAGCCAGUCGAGGAACAAGUUGAGGAGCCUGUGGAGAACCCUUCUUCUGCUACUGCUGUUUCUGCCGAAGUCUCCGCUCCAGCCACAGCCACGGCUGUUGAAGCAUCGACACCUGUCCAGUCCCAGUCGAAGAAGCGUAAGCGUCGAUCUUCACCUGAUCAGAUUCCUAAUCCCGUGGGAUGCAGCUACGGCAUGGACAUGGACUACUUUACCUUUGACUCAGAUGACGAAAAGUGGGCCGAGGAGGAGGUGGAACGACGAGCGGCCAUGUCCCGAAAACCUGCACCUCCGGACGCGGAACCCACACCGUCUAUCCAAGAGCCUGCACGCCCUGCCCCGAAGAAGGUUCGAAUCGAAGAACCGAAGCAGGCGCCUCGCCGCCGAGAUACCUCUCGUCGAAACGUCCCCUCGCGUCGCGCCGCUCGUACCACGCCGGCCGCGAGCACCACGCAGGCCACGAGCACCACGCAGGCCACGAGCAACACGCAGGCAACGAGUUCCCCCUUCCAGCUUGGAGUAUCGGGCCCUUCGCGCACUUUCCAAACCCCGUACUCGUCUGCCGCGGCAGAUGACGCGAGUGAACCACAGGUAUCGUCGAGACCCCCCUUCCAGCUUGAAGUAUCGAGCUCCUCCCGCGCUUUCCAAACCUCGUACUCGUCUUCCACUGGAGAUGAAGCGAGUGAACCACGAAGUCCCGGUUUUAUUCCAAACCCCCAUGGAACCUUUUGCACCCCGUACUCUUCUGACUCCGACGUAUCUGACUUCGACGUGACCGAAAUUCAGGAUUUUUCUACCCCUCGUGUUCCGGCUUCCUCCCAGCACGUUGACAACCCGGUGCAGUCCCCCGACAUCUCGCUUGAUGACGACAGGAGUUUGCUGCCAACCGUGAGCCGCGAGCCGACUGCUCUGGCACCCGCUUCUCGAGUUAGCGCCGCGCCGCCCCGACCCGCUGCCUCCUCCAAUCGCAGCAUUGACGCGCGAUCUCGAAUCAUUACAGCACCGCCUGGCGUUACUGGCCCUUCUGUUCGGUCCCAGCCCCCUGAGGAGACUCAGCAAGAAACUGGUCCGACUAAAGAUCCCUCUCCGCUGACCCGAGUUCGCACCGCGGCAACCAAGUUCAACCCCAAGACGCCUAGCCGUCUUCGUGCAGCUCACCGUUUCUCAAGCAGUACUUGCACCACCCCCAGCUUCUUCUCGGACCCCAUGUCCAUUUGCCAAGAGACCCCGUCCGAACGUCGGGACCGCAAGACUCGCCUGCGCCACUGGUUCAAGGAGGUUUGCCCCACUGGAGAUCUCAGCCAGAUUCAGUGGCCUGAGCCUCGUCCCAUGUACCAAGCACUGGGAUUCAGCCGUGAAGUCAAUGAUGUCGUCGACCGGAUGAGGGAAGAACGCAAGGAUGAAGUUCAGCGUCAGGUUCAGGCUUUCAAUGAUGGCUUCGAACGCUUCGAACGCACCGGACAACUGUAA